Messenger RNA from Kalmanozyma brasiliensis GHG001, 1425 nucleotides. RefSeq names its product Peptidase S54, rhomboid domain protein. The record is from RefSeq and is a predicted model, not a curated record. The coding region runs from base 1 to 1425 and encodes 474 amino acids. NCBI's taxonomy places the organism in Eukaryota, Fungi, Basidiomycota, Ustilaginomycetes, Ustilaginales. Gene Ontology annotation, molecular function: serine-type endopeptidase activity. The transcript has a single exon. Gene Ontology annotation, cellular component: membrane.
AUGCUGGCGCCAGGCUUGGCCCUUUCACUUCGAAGCGCCGCGCAGUUCAGAGCGGGGGCAGCCUGCCUUCAGCAGGCCGCUGCAUCGCGGACUUCGCUUUCAACACCUUUGAUCGGCUCGGCCUUGCCCACACGGCGUCCUCUAUCGACCGCAUACCCUCUACUUGCUCGAUUGGCGCCAUUCUCACGGCGUAGAGAGCCACCGCAAGCUGUCAAACCGCAACAAACCGACCCUUUGCCCACACAAGAAGAAGACGCUGCCCUCCUAUACUCCGACCUCCCACCACCGCCCAAGGACGCCCAACAACCGUCGAUAUCCCGCGCACUCCUCUUCCUCUUCGGCUUCUCCGCUGUCUCUUUCACGUGUGCGGCAUGUUAUUCGCUGCGAGACACCGAACGUAUAGCCUGCGAACAACGAAGUCGACGCGAUGUGUUUGCCAACAUCUCCUCGUUCUUCUCGGGCGCUGGCGACGAUGCACGCGGUCAAGACGUCUGGGGCCCAGGGGCCACAGACAGAAGCCUUGCCGUAGCAAAGAAGCACGAAAGAGCGACUCGACUGGGUCUGCGUAUGGACUGGCUGGUCGGAUGGUGUAACCAGCUGCACCUGCCUGCGGGGUUGACUGAGUUCGUGGGGAGAAGCUAUCUCAUCGUCACCGAAAAGUACAUCAACUUGUCGCCGUCAAAGGAGGUCGUGCUGCCCAUCGUGGUGGCUAACGGAGCCGUCUUUGCUCUGUGGGGGAUCGCUUCAGUACGGAGAGGAGGAAUGUGGCGUUGGAUGACUCAAAACUUCCUCCACCGACCGAGCAGCAACCGCAUGCAUACGAUGCUCACCUCGGUCUUCAGCCACCAAACCUUCCUUCAUUUUGCCUUCAACAACUAUGCUCUGUGGUCGUUUGGCGGAUCGGCACUCAUCGUGGCCGCGCAUCACGCUGCAUCGUAUCGCAGCGGGGCACAUGUACCGGAAGCCUCGCCCACGCCGCACUUCCUGGCCUUCUUCGCGACAGCCGGCGUGUUUGCGGCGACGGUCUCGCAUAUCGUCGCCGCCGUCCGGUUCAGGCGCAUCUCAGCGCUGCACGGGUUGGACGUCGCCCGUGCGGCCCUCGGACGGCAGGGCAGCUUGGGCGCAAGCGGCGCCGUCUACGCUGCAGUGGUCAUGUCCGCCUGCGCCUUCCCCGACGCCCAACUCGGCAUCAUCUUCUUGCCCUUCAUCACUUUUCCCAUCGGUGCGGGCGUGGCAGGGCUGGUCGCGGCCGAUGUGGCGGGCGUGCUGCUCAGGUGGAGGAUGUUCGAUCACUGGGCGCACCUGGGAGGGGCCGCAUUCGGUUGGGUGUACUGGUGGUACGGCGCAGAGGCAUGGGAACGGCUGAAGCGGGUACUGGUGGAGAGGUUGAGAAUGGGAGCCAGAGGUGCUGUCGAGCAGCGAUGA